Molecule: messenger RNA, 2836 nt
Organism: Clarias gariepinus (North African catfish)
Lineage: Eukaryota; Metazoa; Chordata; Actinopteri; Siluriformes; Clariidae
Gene: bmp2b
Product: bone morphogenetic protein 2b
Exons: 2
Coding region: 1343-2575 (410 amino acids)
Biological process (GO): BMP signaling pathway; SMAD protein signal transduction; negative regulation of transcription by RNA polymerase II
Cellular component (GO): extracellular region
Molecular function (GO): BMP receptor binding; growth factor activity; cytokine activity
Source: RefSeq, a predicted model, not a curated record
CUCUCUCUCUCUCUCUCUACGCACCGAAACCGAGCCGCUCUCGCGUAGGACACAUGAUGGAUGACAGCGUUAGGUGGUGACAUCACGCGAAAACAAAAAGUAUAGAGGCUGAAGCAGUUGCGCUGCAAUCUGCGCGCCCACGGUAGCGCGCGCAAACACGCGGAGAUGACGUUCCCAAGUGAACGCGAGCACAACUCGGGACUUUAACACAGCUUACACAGACUUCACCUGGCUAACAUGCUACGAAAACAUGUCUGAACGAGAUUUCUUCUUCUUCUUCUUCUCAUCGUUCACGUUUGCGCAGACACGUUCGUUUGACCUUGUAAUCACUUUAUACUCCGCGCGAGCGAGCACGUAGCGACACGUAUUUGGCGAGUAAGCGGCGAGCUAAAGAGCUAAAUCACAGCGCGCUCGCGUGGGAUAUUAUUAAAGAGAAAAAAUUGUUGCUGUGGAUAAUUAUUUUGGAUUUUAAAGGACAUUCGAAAGGGAAAGCGACUAACGCGUGUGUCUAUCACCGACAGAAUUACCGCAUUCUGUACAGGUUCAGGUUAGUGGGUUGGGGAAGUUGGAAGUUCCAUCUUCCUGGGACAUCUUCUAAAAGCUAAGGGAAGGUAUUGUGGACAUUACAGGCGUCUACAACCUGUAGCUCAAAGUCUCUCUCUCUCUUUCCUUUUAUUCAGCUGUACAACUGGCACGCGCAAAGCCUAAAACCGCACCGAGUUUCUUUUUAGCCUUUCUCCCCAAAGUCCCACCGUCUCUCUCUCUCUCUCUCUCUCUCUCUCGCUUUGUGUGUGUGUGUGCGCGUAUGUCUGACUUUUCCUUUUAUGCCUGGCCUGAUGUAAAGGUCUGAAGGCAAUGUAGACAUGUCGCCUUUAGUGUACACCCCCCACCCAGACCUUGCCCCUCUUAUCUCAGCUUAAUUGCAGCCUCGAUGUCUGCUGUCUUCUUCGCGUCUCAUUUCUUUCAGUUUCUUUGAUUUCCCCGUCUCAUCUCCACACGCUGUUUAAGGUUCCUGUACCUUACGUGCUCGAUCUGUGUGAGGAUAUUAUUAUUAUUAUUAUUAUUAUAGACCGCGGGCGGGGAUAAUAUCCCUAAACUUUUUUAUUUAUUUAUUAUUAUUAUUGUCGUUGUUCCUCGGCUUAAAGUGCGCCAUCUACCUUCAGAACGCCUUCAGAUCCCGAGAUCACCGGCUCGUGUGGAGACAGAGACACGGAGAGAGACAGGAGAGCGGGCUGGAGGCUGGGCGCUCGCGCGGAUCGGGGGUCCAUGCGCGGUGUCGCCGCCUGAUGCGAGCUCGGCCCGGGAGCUCUACGCCCUCCUCCUCUGUGCCCUCUCUCUGAUAAUGGUAGCCGUGCUCCGCUCGGUCGUGGUGCUCAUGCUGCUGCUCGGUCAGGUGUGGCUGGGCUACGCCGCCGGUUUGAUUCCCGACGUGGAGCGGCGGAGGCACGCGCCCGAGCACUCCGAGCGCUUUCUGCGAGACUUCGAGCUCCGACUGCUGAACAUGUUCGGGUUAAAACGGAAACCCACGCCGAGUAAGGGAGCCGUGGUACCCCAGUACAUGCUGGACCUCUAUUAUAUGCACUCGGAGAACGGAGACCAGAAAACCAUCCGACGGCCAAGGAGCGUCAUGGGGAGGCACGCGGAGCGCGCAGCCAGCCGAGCAAACACCAUCCGGAGUUUCCAUCACGAAGAGGCUUUAGAGGCCCUGUCCAGCCUGAAAGCAAGGACCACACAACAGCUGUAUUUUAACCUCAGUUCGAUGCCAGCAGAGGAGCUCGUCACGGCUGCAGAGCUACGCAUUUUCAGAGACCAGGUGCUCAGUGACUUUACUCAGAGCAACUCAAGCCACGCUGGAACCUUUCAGCGCAUUAACAUAUUUGAGGUGUUUAGGCCAGCUCAUUCCCCCUCACAGGAGCCUCUUACCCGGCUUUUGGACACUCGACUGGUGCAAGACUCACACUCACGCUGGGAAAGCUUUGAUGUAAGUUCAGCGGUAGCGCGCUGGGCUACCCAGCCGCACCACAACCACGGCCUGAUGGUGGAGAUUCUGCACCCAGGCGAAGCCAGUGAUGGUGAGGAGGCUGCGGAAAGCAGGAGUAAGCAUGUGAGGGUGAGCCGGUCCUUGCAUGCCAACCAUGAAUCCUGGCCUCAGGCUCGGCCACUGCUGGUCACUUAUAGCCAUGAUGGCCAGGGCACUGCAAUGCUCCACAGAGAAAGGCGGCAAGUUCGGCGUCCUCAGAAACAGCGGCGUAAACAGCAACGAGCCAACUGUCGCCGACACCCACUCUAUGUAGACUUUAGCGAUGUGGGCUGGAACGCGUGGAUUGUGGCUCCACCAGGCUACCAUGCAUUUUACUGCCAAGGCGAAUGCCCGUUCCCGCUGUCAGACCACCUGAACUCCACCAACCAUGCCAUUGUGCAGACACUUGUAAACUCAGUGAACUCAAAUGUGCCGCGGGCUUGUUGUGUACCCACAGAACUCAGUCCCAUUUCCCUGCUCUACCUGGAUGAGUAUGAGAAGGUUGUUUUAAAGAACUACCAAGACAUGGUGGUGGAAGGUUGUGGUUGCCGGUGAGAACUCAUUAAACUUAUGAAGACUUUUAUUAUUUAUGUGAAAGAACUUUCAAAAAGAAUUAUUUUUUUGAAAAAAAGUAUAUAUAUAUAUAUAUAUAUAUAUAUAUAUAUAUGUAUAUAAAUUAUAUUUAUGUCAACCGAAAAGGGAAAAUAAAUAUUUUAAUAAGUGUUUUGCAUUUUCAAUGUUUCUAAAGAUGUCCAAUGUACAUUUCAGUGCGAUUGCACAUAAAGUAUGAAGCUCAGAUUUUUAAUAUGUAUUUAU